CAAGAGGGCACCGUUUUCCCGGAGAUAAAUUAUAAUUCUCAAUCGUGCAUUUUUACCUCGACGUUUGGCCCUCGAGACACUCUGUAGGACCGUCGGUAUGGCGCGUUCAUAUAUUUAGACACGUCACAGCACGACACAUGUUGGGUGGCUUUUCCGAACAACUUAAAAGCAAUACAAACUGACAUACAUACAGAGGUGAAUAUGGCGGACGUUUCUGAGAGGACGCUGCAAGUUGCAAUCGCUAUUUCAUUCGCAGUCGGUUUCCUUUCUGGAUGGCAGGCCAACCGAGCGCGGAGGAAGUUCCUGGAUUGGAGAAAGAAACGACUGCAGGAUAAACUGUCAGAAACACAGAAGAAACUGGACUUGGCAUGAACGUGAAGUAGGGUCAUCACCAAAAUAAAUGUUCAGUUGUCAGAUCAUGGACUUCCAAUAAAGUGACUGGGCUCGUUGUCUCAACCAGCAGAACUGAAGCAAGAUACAAUGACAAGUUUCUGAACAUGUUUUGGUGACAGUGUUUUGCUGGGUCCGUCUUCUCAAAUGUGCUCCAGACAUCUUCCAGACUACUGCCGUUUUUACGUUUAAUAAAAGUAUGUGUUUUCUUA
Molecule: messenger RNA, 602 nt
Organism: Salvelinus fontinalis (brook trout)
Lineage: Eukaryota; Metazoa; Chordata; Actinopteri; Salmoniformes; Salmonidae
Product: mitoregulin-like
Exons: 2
Coding region: 202-372 (56 amino acids)
Biological process (GO): positive regulation of mitochondrial membrane potential
Cellular component (GO): mitochondrial inner membrane
Source: RefSeq, a predicted model, not a curated record